Molecule: messenger RNA, 1026 nt
Organism: Vanrija pseudolonga
Lineage: Eukaryota; Fungi; Basidiomycota; Tremellomycetes; Trichosporonales; Trichosporonaceae
Exons: 3
Coding region: 1-1026 (341 amino acids)
Source: RefSeq, a predicted model, not a curated record
AUGCCAUGGCGCGUGACCAUCGACCACACGACCCACCCGCACAUCAUCGACGCAAUCAUCGCGCACGCGCCCUUCGAGUCGCUCUGGGCGCUGCGGCAGACCUCGUGUGCCUUCCACGCGCGGAUUACACACAUGCUCUUCCACUGCGUCGAGAUCACGCACCCGAAAGCCGACACCGUCGCGAUUCGUACUGGCCCAGGCGCGUUCCGCGUGCCGUUUCGCGCGGUGCGCGUUGCGGACCUGGUUGAGGAGAAGACGUUUCCCCCAACAAAGGCGGUCCUGCGCGCGUACCGCGAGCUCCGCAACCUCCGCACGCUGCGCAGGUUUGGCCCAGCGCUCUUCGAUAGCGUGGCGACAUACCUUCCUCAGGUCGAGACGCUCGUCGACUACUUCGACCUCGCGCUCUAUCGGCCCCCUACAACGGGAAACGAGCAGAUUAGACAUCCCCUGUGGGAGGGGUAUGCUUCCGACGAGACCAGCGACGAGUGGGACAACGACGAGGUCCUCCUCCUGCGCACGCUCCGCCGUCGCGGCGACGCGAUCACAGCCGACGACGCGAGCCUCUUCCCGCAGGUCGACACGCUAGUCGACUUCAUCCACCUGGCACGGUAUCGCCAGGCAGACAGGUACAACCAGUACGCCGACUACGAGGGCUGCGAGGCCGAUGCCGCCCGCGAGGACUUUGUGCCCGGCGUCUACCCGCUCGUCUGUGCCGGGCCACGCGACUACCCCCCCUCGCUGAGACGGUACGUGCUGCACGUGCACCACGACAAGGGUCUGUGGAUGAUCCCGUCGGCCUUCCACCAGGUGCUGUACAACCUCUUGACGCGACGCUCGCGAAAGCGCCUUGCGCCGCCAGUUCGUGACGCGGUGCUGGUGUUACAUCGCUCCCCAGCUCAUCCGGUCGCCGGCUGCCGCCUGGCGGACGCGCUCGAGGCCGCGGUUAACGUUGUCCUGGAGCGAUGGCCUGCUGAAGCUGCCUUUACGCUGCGCGGUCCAGAGGAGGCCGACGACAACGUGCCUUGA